Molecule: messenger RNA, 615 nt
Organism: Oncorhynchus gorbuscha (pink salmon)
Lineage: Eukaryota; Metazoa; Chordata; Actinopteri; Salmoniformes; Salmonidae
Product: F-actin-uncapping protein LRRC16A-like
Exons: 7
Biological process (GO): regulation of Arp2/3 complex-mediated actin nucleation; cell migration
Cellular component (GO): plasma membrane; lamellipodium
Source: RefSeq, a predicted model, not a curated record
CAGCUGCCUUGUAGUUGCUGUGUGAUGAUCAACUUAUUUGUUUAUUUUCUCUGUUUUCCUCAGGCUCUCUCAUCUCACCGGGCCUUCCUCCUGACCGCACGCAUCCCUAGCAAGGUUGAACACAACUUUAAUUAUCUGGAGAUACAAGGGAUCACCUGUAACAAGCCCACACAGCUGACGGUGGACUAUGAGAGAGGUGUUGUGUCUCUGAAGCUGACCUCUACAGAAGAGGUGAAUGAGGUGGUGGCUCACAUUGGGAUCUGUCUACAGAGGAUAUGUCCUGGUCUAUCACCACUGAAGCUGAUGAAGAAGCUGAGUAUGGAGCCUCCGGAGAGGAUCACCAGCCUACAGACUCUAUGGGACAACCACAAAGUAGCAGAACCAGGACCGUGUGGUGGUUUCUCUCAGACGUACAGAUGUGUGUGUGACUGGCUGGGUCUGCCCUACAGAGAGGAAGUUCAAUGGGACGUAGACACCAUAUAUCUGACUCAAGACACACGGGAUCUCAGCCUGCAGGACUUCAGUCAUCUGGAGAAUAGGGAUCUAGUGGCUAUAAUAGCAGUGUUGGAGUACAACCAAUGGUUCACAAAGCUCUCCACAAAGGAUUGUAAACUG